ACACUCUGAUCUUAAGGGUAAGGACGGUGUUGUCUUGCGGUAUCGGAAAGGUUGCUGGCGGUGCCGCUUCACUCUGAUCUUAAGAGGAUUGUCCGAGAGGAAGUACAGUUACACCCAGACAUAUUUUACACAGUUGAAGGGACACAUGUUUAUGCACAUAAACUUGAUCACAUUGGAGCUACGGGUUGCCGCAUUGAGUGUGGACUACACCAUUAAGAGUUAUGCGUCAGUUCGGAUAACUCUCAGUGUGUGAGUGACUUCAGUGGUCAGCGGUGAUGCGGGGAUUCUAAGUGGAUGACGGUGUAGUGAGAUGCACAGAGAGACAACACACACUCGCUGAUUGUCUGUACGCUGAACAUCACCCAUGAGUGUAGUCACGCUGGUAUGCCACGAUAUAAGGUGACGGACUGUAAAAUGGACUGCUCAUUUCGCCCGGAUGCAGACACUGUGAACUAACCAAGGUCUUAAGGUCUACACGUGUGCUGAUUGCAAAUCACUUUACACUAGAAAGCAAAAUCAUUUUCUCUAUUAUUCGUGCGGUGUGGUGAAAGUGUUGUGCUAAUGGAUUGCUCUAAAUCAAUCUGUCUAUAUCCAUUGAUGUAGGCAGGGUGGACUUCUACAUCUUCCUGUUCCGACACCAAUGUGUAUUGUGCUUGGACAACAAUAUUCAGAAGUCAGUCUACCGAGUUAACCAUUUUAAGCUGAUGAUGAAUAUUCGUCUCCAACGCAGUGUGUGUUACAUUGGAGAGAAGUCGGCAAAUACAUUGCUACUCGUUGCGGACUUCUCCUGCUAAGUUGCUUCAAUACUUCCUGCUUGAAUGUGAAGCCGGUAGACCCAACGUCUCUUCCAAAACAUGGCAAAAUAUAAGGAAGAAUCGACAUUGGACCCAUCUUCUGUAUUCAACUUUACCUGGCCCGCAUCUGAAGAGCCAACCGAACCUGGCCUAUUCAACAACCGCUCAUUGCCUGUGCUAAUAUUUAUAGGCGUCAUUCUGUUCAUUAUCAUUCUAAUGACAAUUAUUGGGAAUAUCUUUGUCAUUUUGGCGCCUUCCGUGAAUCGACGUCUUCGGAAUGUAACUGGGCUCUUCAUCGUAUCUCUAGCCGUGGCGGAUUUGCUGCUUGGUAUAAUCGUCUUACCGUUCAGCGCGUUCCUUGAGAUCUGGCGGUACUGGCCGUUCGGACCUAUCCUAUGCAAUCUGUACGUAUCGUGUGACGUCAUGUUUUGCACAGCGUCCAUUUUGAAUUUGUUUGCGAUCAGUAUAGAUAGGUACGUGGCUAUAACGGAUCCCAUGGCGUACCACCAGAGACUAACACGGGGUAAGGCACUGCUUAUUAUCAACCUGAUGUGGGUUGUGUCUGUUUUUAUCUCGUUCCUUCCCCUGCACCUCGGCUGGAAUACCGGAGACGGCUCGGUGCAGAACUACAACACCACCCAGUGCUCCCUCGAGUCCAAUAAGUGGUACAGUCUCAUAGACGGGGUAACACUCUUCUUCCUUCCACUUGGGAUUAUGACCGGUUUGUAUCUUAGAAUCCUAACGAUAGCCAGGCGGCAAGCUAGAAUAAUAAACGCCCAGACAUCUUCAUUCCAUCCAUCCCGAAGAAAAGAGAACGGACUCGGGUCACGCGGGGAGUGUUCCUCACGCGGCCAUUCCUCACGAGCCGGUGAUAUAUCCUCACGGAAUCGAGCCGUCGUCGAUGAGCAUAAAGCAACCAAGAUGCUUGCCUCUAUUAUGGGCUGCUUCAUUAUCUGUUGGGUUCCAUACUUCACCAUUUUCACUUUCAUUAAGCUGUUUGACGACACGCAAAACCUGGUGCCAGAACAGCUUCAAAUGGUAGUGUUGUGGUUAGGCUAUGUUAACAGCAUGCUGAACCCGGUGCUGUAUGCGGCACUCAAUAGUGAAUUCAAAAAGGCGUUCCGUAAACUACUACGGAUGACGAAGAUACCCGCGUUUGGAGUGGAAAGUAAUAUGACGCAAUUGGAACUAUCGACAACAGCCACACCUAGGCAAGGUACCACAGACACAGCGAAGAAUGGUUCUGUCCCGUCCAUGUUUGUCGAGGUGCAUGCCCCUGAUAUAAUCGAACAGGGAUCCGAAGUUGAAAGGGACUACUAAAUUGUUAAGUAGGUUGAAAGUUGAUUAAGUAAUAAACUAAUUGUUGCAAUGUUCUGGAUGCCCAUUGACAUUAAAGCGGGAAACUACCUUAUGUAAAACUGUACUAUAAAUCUAGUAUAAUAUAUAAAUUAAUAAGAUGAGAUGUGACAGAAGCGCUAAGUACUUUGCAUAAAUUGUCAUUAAAAUAGGGCUAGAUAGCUCAGUUGGUAGAGCGCGGCACGUUAAUCUGGAGGUCGUUGGUUCGAA
Asterias rubens (European starfish) is the source of this 2360-nucleotide messenger RNA. RefSeq names its product histamine H2 receptor-like. Gene Ontology annotation, biological process: adenylate cyclase-activating adrenergic receptor signaling pathway. The coding region runs from base 855 to 2114 and encodes 419 amino acids. The record is from RefSeq and is a predicted model, not a curated record. The transcript is spliced from 2 exons. NCBI's taxonomy places the organism in Eukaryota, Metazoa, Echinodermata, Asteroidea, Forcipulatida, Asteriidae. Gene Ontology annotation, cellular component: membrane. Gene Ontology annotation, molecular function: adrenergic receptor activity; dopamine neurotransmitter receptor activity, coupled via Gi/Go.